Molecule: messenger RNA, 1572 nt
Organism: Saccharomyces kudriavzevii IFO 1802
Lineage: Eukaryota; Fungi; Ascomycota; Saccharomycetes; Saccharomycetales; Saccharomycetaceae
Gene: IMD3
Product: IMP dehydrogenase IMD3
Exons: 1
Coding region: 1-1572 (523 amino acids)
Biological process (GO): GTP biosynthetic process
Cellular component (GO): cytoplasm
Molecular function (GO): IMP dehydrogenase activity
Source: RefSeq, a predicted model, not a curated record
AUGACGGCCGUUAGAGAUUACAAGACUGCCUUGGAAUUUGUCAAGAGCUUGCCACGUCUGGAUGGUUUGUCUGUCCAGGAGUUAAUGGACUCCAAGAGCAGAGGUGGGUUGACGUACAACGAUUUCUUGGUUUUGCCAGGUUUAGUCAAUUUCCCAUCUUCCGCUGUUGGUUUACAAACCAAAUUAACCAAAAGGAUCACUUUGAACACUCCAUUCGUUUCCUCUCCAAUGGACACUGUUACAGAGUCAGAAAUGGCCAUCUUCAUGGCUCUUUUGGGUGGUAUCGGUUUCAUUCACCAUAACUGCACGCCUGAAGACCAAGCCGACAUGGUCAGAAGAGUCAAGAACUAUGAAAAUGGGUUUAUUAACAACCCUAUAGUGAUUUCUCCAACAACUACCGUCGGCGAAGCCAAGAGCAUGAAGGAAGAAUUUGGAUUUUCUGGUUUCCCUGUCACGGAAGAUGGUAAAAGAAACGGCAAAUUGAUGGGUAUCAUCACUUCUCGUGAUAUACAGUUUAUUGAAGACAACUCUUUACUCGUUCAAGAUGUCAUGACCAGGAACCCCGUCACUGGUGCUCAAGGCAUUACAUUAUCUGAAGGUAAUGAAAUCUUGAAGAAAAUCAAAAAGGGUAAGCUAUUGAUUGUUGACGACAAGGGUCAUUUGGUCUCCAUGCUUUCCAGAACUGAUUUGAUGAAGAAUCAGAACUACCCAUUAGCUUCGAAAUCUGCCACUACAAAGCAAUUGUUAUGUGGUGCUGCUAUUGGUACUAUCGAUGCUGACAAAGAAAGGUUAACAUUGCUGGUCGAAGCUGGUUUGGAUGUUGUUAUCCUAGAUUCCUCCCAAGGUAACUCUGUUUUCCAAUUGAACAUGAUCAAAUGGAUUAAAGAAACCUUCCCAGAUUUGGAGAUCAUUGCCGGUAAUGUCGCCACAAGAGAACAAGCUGCGAAUUUGAUCGCUGCUGGCGCUGACGGUUUGAGGAUUGGUAUGGGUUCUGGUUCUAUCUGUAUAACCCAGGAAGUUAUGGCGUGUGGUAGACCACAAGGUACCGCAGUUUACAACGUUUGUGAAUUUGCUAACCAAUUCGGUGUUCCAUGUAUGGCCGAUGGUGGUGUUCAAAACAUCGGUCAUAUCACCAAGGCUUUGGCUCUUGGUUCCUCCACUGUUAUGAUGGGUGGUAUGUUAGCCGGUACUACCGAGUCACCAGGUGAAUAUUUCUACCAAGAUGGUAAAAGAUUGAAGGCCUACCGUGGUAUGGGUUCCAUUGACGCCAUGCAAAAGACUGGUACUAAGGGCAAUGCAUCAACCUCUCGUUACUUUUCUGAAUCAGACAGCGUCUUGGUUGCACAAGGUGUCUCCGGUGCUGUCGUUGACAAAGGUUCCAUCAAGAAGUUUAUCCCAUAUUUGUACAAUGGUUUACAACAUUCUUGUCAAGACAUUGGUUACAAAUCCUUGACUUUAUUGAAGGAAAAUGUUCAAAGCGGUAAGGUUAGAUUUGAAUUCAGAACAGCUUCUGCUCAACUAGAAGGUGGCGUCCAUAACUUACAUUCUUACGAAAAACGUUUACAUAACUAG